AUGGCAACCGCAGCGGACCAGAGCCCGCCAGAUACCCAUACCCACAGCAACGAAGCCUCAACCUCAACCUCGUCGAUCCCCGUUCCGGUUGAACAGUAUUUGGGCUCGGAGGAUGAGGCACCCGCAAACGCUGCAAGGUCGAUACCCGAGCGAGGCUACGGUUGGACGAUUGUCUCGAUUUGUGCGCUCUUGACGUUCUGGUUCAAUGAGAUCAGCGGCAGCUGGGGAGUCAUCCAGGCGGCUCUUUUACGGUCGCAGCUCACCGAUACGCCCACGUCGACCAUUUCUUUCGUCGGCACUCUCGGACUCGCCUGCGUCGUGGCAUUUGGGCUGUUCAGGAUCCGUCUGGUUCGCCUUGUUGGCGGACGUACGGCGGCUCUGCUAGGUGUCGCCCUUGUUUUACUAGGCGAGAUCUGUUCUUCCUUUACGACAUCCAACGUCGGGGGUCUGUUUGGAUGCUCGGGCGUGCUCUUCGGUCUUGGUGCCUGCCUGUGCUAUUCAAUCUCCAACACUCUGCCGACACAGUACUUUACGGCGAGACUUGGCCUGGCUUCUGGCCUGGUCAAGUUCGGCGGCGGCAUUGGUGCUACUGUUCUCGCCGUUGUGAUUGACGCACUGAUUAAUCGAGUGGGCAUCCCGUGGACAUUUCGAAUCCUGGGCUUUUGCUCUCUUGCCACAAGUGGACCGGCCGUGUGGUUUAUGCAGGAGCGAGUCCCCAUUGGAAGGGUCCCCUUUCUUGAUCUGUCACUGUUCAAGAAUCUGCCCUUUACAGCAAUCUUUUGUGCCGGCGCCGUUGGGACAUUUGCACUCUUCGUCCCCCCGUUUUUCCUCCCUCUGAUCGCACAGCGCAUCGGUCUGAGCCCGUCUACCGGGGCCGGACUAGUCGGCGCUUUCAACGCUUGCACCGCCGUUGGCCGGUUCGUCUCGGGCUGGCUCAGCGAUUUCAUCGGGCCGGUGAAUAUGUUCUUGUUGGCGAUGACCCUGAAUGCUGUGACCGUGGUGGCCAGCACGGCUGCUCGUGUUGAGAACAGCGAGUCCGGCCGCGUGGCGAUAGCAAUGGGCAUGGCCAUCUCGGGGUGGACGGGGGGCUACUUGAUGGGCGUGUGA
Messenger RNA from Cladophialophora bantiana CBS 173.52, 1107 nucleotides. RefSeq lists its product as uncharacterized. Gene Ontology annotation, biological process: transmembrane transport. NCBI's taxonomy places the organism in Eukaryota, Fungi, Ascomycota, Eurotiomycetes, Chaetothyriales, Herpotrichiellaceae. Gene Ontology annotation, molecular function: transmembrane transporter activity. The transcript is spliced from 3 exons. Bases 1 to 1107 code for a protein of 368 amino acids. The record is from RefSeq and is a predicted model, not a curated record. Gene Ontology annotation, cellular component: fungal-type vacuole membrane.